Tuber aestivum (summer truffle) is the source of this 1190-nucleotide messenger RNA. Lineage: Eukaryota; Fungi; Ascomycota; Pezizomycetes; Pezizales; Tuberaceae. The record is from the annotation of a GenBank genome assembly.
AACGCCACUUCUGCCGCUGAUGAUUCGUUGUUCGGUUCCGAAUAUCGGCGAAACCUCUGUAUUCCUGCUGGGAUGUUGGUGUUUAUCGCAGCUUUAUUGAGCCAUGCAUAUGCUCCCUAUGUGGUACCGGCAGCAUUGAUCAUCGGAGGUUUUCGGUUUCUGAAGGGCCGCAAGUAUUGGUGUGGCGUUGGGGUUGUUGAUAGAGCUUGCCAUUAAGUUAACGGUUGUGUUAAAGAUGGCACAAGGGGAGUGUCGAGAGUAGAUAAAUUUGGGUGGAAAGGGUUUACACCCGUAGAAGCCACAGCACAGUCUCACGACACUGGAAUGUAAGCCCAUAGAGUAACUUCAUGGUCACACCGGUGUGACUUCUGCGACCACCGACAGAGCCCCCGGCAGCUAUAAAUUCGCUCUCCCAGGCUCUACCGGCGCCCUUGAGCUUCCGAUCGGUUAACCCAUUGAAUUCCCUGCAAAAACUAGCGGUGCAGAUCUAGUUCGGUCUUACACGCUUGUAUCUUCUGACGAGACCGACCGUGGAUCCUCCAGUGUGUGCUGACCAAGUCCUAUACAGCCGGAAACAUUUCCGGCAUAUUGCAUCGCUCGAGAUCGGGCAGAUCAUUAGCACCAAGGGUCCAAAGGGACAAUUCGUGUGUCGGUCUGGCUUCGUACGCGCAUUCGGGAUGAUUCCUAGAGGUGUGAUACUAGUUUAGCUCCUAUACUCCAGGCCGUUAGGGCUAUUGUCAGGAACCCAGAGGAUAGGAUAGGUUGAUUUUAUAUUCGCCAAUAUGAGCCCGGGAGAUAUCUUGCUGAGGGGUGAACUUGAUGGAGUGGUCAGAACACAUGGCAACUUUCUGGUCCACCAUUUGUUGAAUAAUACCCCCGAAGCCUGGAAGGAUGGGCUGGGUUCGUGACGGAGUAUAUGAUCAAAGUGAGGCUUUCUGAUCUCGCUUGUCCAGCUAUCAAAAUUUUCUCUCCGCAUCUGUUGUGUUUGUUGGGUGAGACAUGAAAUGAUAAAUUUGGGCUGAUAGCGGUGAUAUGUAAUUGAUAAAAUAUGUCCUUCACCCCCCGCCGAUACUAACAUUCUGCUCCGCGAUCCUCCUCCUAUGGCCGGUGCUAGGAGGAAAGCUACUGUAGCUCUAGGCUACAAGCCCGUUAAGCCCGUGUCCACCCUGCUCGGCCAAGCUUUCAGUUUC